UGGACUAUAAUCUCGGAGUCAAACCUCCAUGAUGAGCACAUAAAUACACCCACAGUCUGAAAUUUCUGGCUUCGUAAUAAGAAGCACAGUCAUGGUACAGAGAACCGCAAAUCCAAUGUCAUCAUGGAAGAAAUAUAAAGUCUCGGAUGAUGUGCGUAUUUAGGAAGUAAAUAUUCUGUCUCCGAGAAUCGAGGAUGAGAGCACAAAUGGGACAAAAGCCCGGAAAUUAGAAGAAAAAAAAAUGUGUAUAUAUAUAUAUGUGUAAGACUAUGUACUAAAAUUCUCGGAAUUCUGAGCGUGUGAGUUUCUCGAGGUGGGCUUAACAAUUUCUGGUAUGUUGAGAAUACAGUCGUCCAGUGGUUGAACUGGGGCUCGGGUGGAUUAGAGAAAUGGUACCAUGGACUACGGUGGAAUCGUAAUAAAUAGCCAUCCGUGUGACAAAAGGAAACAAACGAGAUGCGUGUGGAACGAGUUAAUUUGGAAGUUUUAAUAAACAACGAAUGGGCUGGACUAGAGAUGGUGGUUUGUUGGAAUGGUUGGGGGUUUUACGAUGUGGGGGAAAACUGGUGCAACAGAAACUGGGGAAUAUGUGGAAUGAGGAAAAUACGACAAAGAGGUUCAGGACAGUGCCCUUCUUACCAAGUACAGGGGGAUGAGGCUUCUAGGAGAUUUUACAUAAUUGAUUAAAGACUUGCUCCACCGUUGAUGAUGUCAGCUCUCAACUCAAGUAUCUUGAUGAUGCAUAUUAGCUGUGAGUGAUCAUUCCACAUGAAUAGGUGCCCCAAUUAUGAUUGAACAAAGUGAUAAUUGAACCACAGUGAACAGCCGAGUCAUUGUUACUUCAAAGUGGGAAUUCCGGUCGAACACGAAAUGAGUGGAAGAACAUAUUUGCCAGACGAUUCUUUUUGAUUAUAUCAGUUGUCAAUGAGGAUCGAUUGAAAUAGGAGGGUUGUCUUAGUGCGGAUUAGGUGAUUAAAAUGAUAAUGAGUUGCGGGGACACAUCCCUGAAGAACUGAUCAUUCAUCAUUUGAUAAGGAAUCAACAGUUCAUGAUGGAUUUUAUAGUGGUGUUUCUUGUUGUACUCCUGCAGCAAGAGGUUGAGGGACUGAAGUUGCUCUCUAUUAGUAUUCCACCUUACACAUUCAAGGGUGAGAAUGCGCGUCUCGUGUGCAGCUAUGACUUGGAAUCUGAAAAAUUGUACUCAGUGUCAUGGUACAAAGACAACGAGGAAUUCUACAAAUACGUUCCGAGUUCAGACAGAAGCCAACACAGCUAUCAAGUGGAGGGCGUAGAAGUUGAUCAUCACAACUCCAACAGCCAAAAAGUGAUACUGAAGCACGUGACGUUGGACUCAACGGGUGUUUACAAGUGCGAAGUGAGCGCUGAAGCCCCUAGUUUUUUAUCAGUCAAAGGGAAGGGCUACAUGGAGAUAAUUGCUUUACCUAAUGGCGAGCCUACUAUCACUAGUGAGGAAAAGGUUUAUGCCAGUGGUGAUAUUCUGGCUCUCAACUGUACCAGCGCUGCAUCUUCUCCAGCAGCGCGGAUCACCUGGUUCAUCAAUGGAAUAAAAGUUAAACCAGAUUCAGAAACCCUAAUACCACAGAAGGAUUUACUGUCAACAAUUUCAAGUUUAAGGCUUGAGGUGGGACCGGAUCACUUGACUGAAGGGCGAAUUGACGUGAGGUGUGAAUCACUCGUGGAGACGAGUGAACGGUCCACCGAACGACUCCAGGAUCUGCGUAAAACUCACGUUUUUGUUCAAGGCCACGCGAGUUUAUCAAGCCCGUGUCUUCCACUGUUAACAGCGGCCCUCAUCAUCCAGAGGAUCCUCAUAACGGGUUGAAUUCAAGUGAAUUCAUUAUCACCUGAGUAUUUGCGCCACAGAAAUCAUUGACACAGUGAUGAAUGGAGACAAUCGUGAGCAUAAUGAACUGUGUAGAUUUGAAUGAAUAAAACUGAGUGAAUCGUUUAAUAAUUCAAAUUACGAAAAUUCAAAUGAAUACAGAAUAUUUAAAAACCGAGUCUUUUGAUGAUUGUUAUAUUGUACAGCUGAGUAUGUGUGUGCUUUGUUCAUUAUUACGGGUUGUUCACUGACUGUUUGCAUCCACCUAGUCCAUUAAAAAAUAAACCAGUUGCAGUGAGGCAAAUCGCCGAUUGAUAUAUCUAUUGAAUAAUAAUGCGGUUGUAUUUCAUGAAAACACUUUUUGCAUUUAGUGUUCAUAGUAAUAUUAUGACGAUAGACAAUGUUCAUUCGAUUUUAUUUCCGAAUAAUGAGGAUAGGAGGAGAAAUUAUUUUAUGACCUCGGGGGUAGUUUACCCAACAGUUUAACAAAUGCGAAAAUCCGAAAACCAGUCGAUCAUUCGUGUUCGAUCUUUUGUCACAGGGACUUGUCCAAUUGUCUCCCGACUUUCCAAUCAAUAUCGGGAAUAAAACGGUUUACCAACCCCCACCCCACCCCCUCUCGCUAUAUUGAUGUAGUAUAUCAAAACAUCAGGGUGAUUUUACCGACACUUGGAUCCUCCCCCACCCUCUGGUAACUUUCACUAAGCUUUUGUUCCAAUUAUAACUUUUAAUUGGUACAAGAUGAUUAAUAAGAUGCCCAGGAAUACUUAAUCGCUUAAUUACAAUGAACGUGCAAUUACUGAUAACUAGACUGUCUGGUUUAGCAGAAUGAUUUCGAUGAUUAUCAUCUGCUGGACAUUCAACAGAAAUAUUUAAGGUACAAUUGAAAUUUCGCUGUUACGGAUUUGAUGUUUGUUGAGAAUUCGUGUUAAAAAAAUCACUGAAGUUAAUGGGAGGGAAUUGUUUCUUGUACAUAAUGGGACGGAUGGUUAUGUCGAUACAAAUUUAUUGAAAUCGUUGGUAUGGUAUGUUGAAAUUGAUGGGAUUGUGGCCAAUUGGGGAUUAACUGUUUGGUACUUGUCGCUCAUGAAACGGAGAAAAAGGUUCAUUGCACUGGUGAAUAGUUCUUGAAAUUUCAUGCACAACAUCAUUUCGGAUUUUGAAAAUGUUCAUAGCUUUUCCAUUCGACUGAAAAAUUCAAAAAGUUUUGGGUUGAUUUUCCAAAUCGUCAAUGUUUCAUUAAAUUAACAGAUUCGGUGGUGGAAAAAUACACAUGAAUUUAUUAUUAUUUUGGAGUUGUGGAAAAUUUUAAGCUCAUGCAUUUAAAAUUUCAAGAGUAAUUUACCAACAGAGUAGGAGAAAAAUAUAAAUCUCUGUAUAAGAGAAAGUGCAUCACUUCCAAUGAUUAAUUUAAUUCUUGAUCAUUUGAUCAUUCAUGCUGUUUCGCGGGAGAGGAAAAUUUUUCAAUUCAUGAAAAUGGUCCAUCUAAGUUAAAAAAAAAUAAAUCAACAAAAAAUGAGGUUCUUCCAAGACACAGAACAAGUUUUUUCUUUUUUUUAAUUCGUUUAAAGUGCCGCGACUCAAGAGUAGGGUUAUUUAACACAAUGCGUUUAACUAUAAAAGCAAAUUUAAUUUGUUUUGUUUCCUCGUCACGGCCCCUGUGUAUAUCAAUGAAAUAUUUUCCUCUCGGGUGAAUACCCAGCCCAGAGACAUGAAUUAUCCGUAUGUAAUCCUGUAAAUUCCAUACAUUUUUCCAUGACGCUUAAUGUACUCCCCGAAGAACGCUGUGUACCAUAAAAUCUAGACAGAGAAGUAACAAUAUAAAUCCAUCUGUAAAUUCAAUGAACAAGGAAUUGUAUGAUCACCUAACGUAUGUAAAGAACAGUCUUCAAUCAAGACGAACAAACUAAACGAAUUGGGAGUCCUCCCUUAAUGCUAAAAUAGUCAGCACCAGAGAAUUAAAAAAAAAUAAUGAGACACUUAGUACAUACUCUCGUCUCAGUGACCCUUUGAAAAGGCGUUCGAAACGAUAUACCAUGUAUUUAUGUGUAUGGCCUAAUGUAUAUAACUCGCGUAUCUAGAGAAUAAAGUAAAUAUUUAA
Diachasmimorpha longicaudata is the source of this 3944-nucleotide messenger RNA. RefSeq lists its product as uncharacterized. The record is from RefSeq and is a predicted model, not a curated record. The transcript has 9 exons. The coding region runs from base 1049 to 1843 and encodes 264 amino acids. Lineage: Eukaryota; Metazoa; Arthropoda; Insecta; Hymenoptera; Braconidae.